Saprolegnia diclina VS20 is the source of this 285-nucleotide messenger RNA. RefSeq lists its product as hypothetical. Bases 1 to 285 code for a protein of 94 amino acids. The transcript has a single exon. Gene Ontology annotation, cellular component: mitochondrion. Lineage: Eukaryota; Oomycota; Saprolegniomycetes; Saprolegniales; Saprolegniaceae. Gene Ontology annotation, biological process: mitochondrial respiratory chain complex II assembly. The record is from RefSeq and is a predicted model, not a curated record.
AUGCUCGCCCGCGUCCUCCGCAGCCUGCCGCGCCCAACGCCGAUGGCCGCCCGCGCCUUUAGCGACGCGCCCAAGAGCUUCGUGCCCGAGCAUGACAAGCCACAUGCGCGCGCCAUUAUCGUCGACACGGUGCUCGAUGAUGACGAGGAUGAAGACGACGAGGAAGAGAUGGUCACGAUUGGACCCGCCGGCACCGAAUGGGGUGGCCCGUCGCGCGGCGGCAAGUACAUGGAGCCCACGCGCUUUGGCGACUGGGAGAAGAAGGGUCGCUGUAUGGAUUUCUAA